Messenger RNA from Lingula anatina, 2345 nucleotides. RefSeq lists its product as uncharacterized. The record is from RefSeq and is a predicted model, not a curated record. Gene Ontology annotation, molecular function: RNA binding. Lineage: Eukaryota; Metazoa; Brachiopoda; Lingulata; Lingulida; Lingulidae.
UGUACCACAUCUCAAAGAUAGGACACGAGGCCAGGCAGGAGGUGAUAAGUAAGGCGAAAUACUUGGUUAAAAAUUGACUUGUAAACCAGUUCAAAGAAACCAUGGGAAAGAGUAAAGCAGCAGCAAAAGAAGCGAAAGUCCUUUCAAAGAAAGUUAAAAAGGUGAAACCACCACCACCACCUCAAGAAAGUGAAUCAUCAGAUGAUUCUGACAGCAGUGAAGAGGAGGCAAUGGAAGUUGAAGUCGCAAAGCCUACGAAGAAAGCUACACCUAUGAAGAAUGGCAAUGAAGCAGAAGAAUCUAGUGAAGAAAGCAGUAGUGAUGAAGAAGAGGAAACUGUUCCUGUCAAAGCAAAUGGCAAAACAACCCAACAGAAGAUGGAGGAAGAUGAUGAUGAUGACGAUGACUCUUCAUCAGAGGAAGAGGAAGAAAAAGCUGCUCCUGCCAAAAAGGCAACACCAGCUGCCAAAGAAAGCUCCAGUGAAGAAGACUCUUCAGAAGAAGAAGAGGAGGAGGAGGAAACAAAACCAGUAGCUCCCAAACAAGCUGCAAAAGAAGAAAGUUCUGAUGAAGAUGAUGAUGAUGAUGAAGAAGAAGACGAUGAAGAAGAAGAAAAGCCUGCCAAAAAUACUCAGAAAAGAAAAGCAGAUACAGAGGAAGAAACAGUUACAAAAAAAGCCAAAGUGGAUGAAGAGAAAAUCACCUUAUUCUGUGGAAACCUGACAAAUGAUAUGGAAGAGAAACAGUUGAAGAAGUUCUUCAAGAAGAGUGGAAUUAAGGUUUCAGAAGUCAGAAAGAUGGACAAAAAAAAGUUUGGUUAUGUAGAUCUAGAAAAUGCGGAAGAUUUAGAGAAAGCUUUGGAAUUAAAUGGCUCUGAGCUUAACGGUAAUGCCAUCAAAGUAGAACAAGCUGCUGCCAAGACUCCUAAAAAAGAGUUUGGAAGUGGAAGAGAAAAGAUGCAGAAGAAGCAGCAGGGAAGAGAAGGAAAAGAAGAAGAAGACAAAUGCACAUUGUUUGUAAAGAACUUGUCAUGGAGUACCACAUCAGAGGGUCUCCAGGAAUACUUCCCAGACUGCGUGGAUGUCAGGAUCCCCAUGAAUGAAGAAGGAAGGCCAAAAGGUUUUGCAUUUGUCCAGUUUGAAAGUGAAGACAAGGCAGAGUCUGUCCUGAAGGAAAUGCAGGGCACAGAGAUAGAUGGCAGGGCAAUCAUGAUGGACUAUGUGGGUCAGAAAAGCAAGUUUACACCAAAGAAAGGUGGCUUUGAUAGCCCACAAGGAAACCGUAGGCAGUCCGUAGAUCCAGGAAGUACCAAGGUGUUGAUUAUAAAAAACCUGUCCUACAGUACAACUCAAGAUGGACUGAGGGAACACUUUGAAAAUGUUAGUGAUGUCAGAAUGCUUACAGACAGAGACACAGGAAAGCCAAGAGGGAUUGCCUUCCUGGAGUUCAGCAGCCCUGAUGAGGCUAAGAGUGCUUAUGAAACCAUGAACAACCAGGAGAUAGAUGGUAGAGCAGUCAAGUUGGACUUUGCAGAAGAUAGAGGAUCAGGGGGAGGUGGAAGAGGAGGUUUCCGUGGAGGAAGAGGUGGAGGAAGAGGCGGAGGUCGUGGUGGUUUUGGGGGAAGAGGAGGCGGCCGUGGGGGAGGCAGGUUUGACCGUGGGGGCGGCAGAGGAGGCGGAAGGGGAAGAGGUGGACCACCGAGAGGAGCCAUGGCACAGAAAAAGGGAUCUAUUCAAGAAUUUCAAGGAUCCAAAAAGAAGUUUGAUGAUGACGAUUAAGCCAUUGAUAUAUGGAAUUGACAAUAUACAAACUUCUUUUUCUUUGACACAUUUUUACAAGUUAUAUACACUAGGAAUCAAUCUGGUCAAAUGACGGAAGACGUUGGUCCUAGUGUGACUAACAACCAAAACGGUAUUCAUGACGUUUGUACAUCAUGCUGAAUGUAAUAUUUUAUGUUAUGACUGGUCAAUUUCAACAUUUACAUUUCAUCAAUGUAAUGUCUAUAUUUUGUCUAUAUUGUCUUUGUUGAUGCAACAGUGCAUCAUUUUUUUUGUAAAUAGUGAAAAUGGUAUUAAAAUUAACAUAAUACCAUUAUUAUUUUUUCGAUGAUAAGAAAAAAUAAAUAUUAAAAACAAUUGCAUUGUUAAAAUUUACACAUGGAACUGAUGGCUUCGUUUGACUAAUACAAAACGGUAGCUGAGGGCAAUUUUUUAAUGGUCGAAGCUGGAAAGACUUGAUUUUGUUUCGUUUAAAUCAGUUGGCCGAUUUGGGGCAGGGGAAGAGGGUACGUCCGAACCUUUGGGGCUGGCAUGUGCCCGCUGAAAAAAUAAAGGGGUGGCAUUGGA